AUGGAAGGUGACAUUGAAAAACUAGUUGUGAUUGGACGCGAUGCAAAGCCUCAUUAUUUCAAAAACUUGAAAACUGAAAAUCUUCCAGUGACAUGGUACCACAAUCAGAAAGCAUGGAUGACCCAGAAAUUAUUCAAAAACUGGUGCAUGGACUUUAAUGAACGAAUGAAGAGAGCUGGAAGACAUGUGAUAUUAUUCUUGGAUAAUGCGCCUGCUCAUCCUGACGACCUGGUAACUUCCAACGUGAAACUCGUGUUUCUUCCAAAGAACACCACAUCCAAGCUUCAGCCUUUAGACCAGGAUGAGGAUGACGAUGCACCUCUUGGUGAACUUGUUGAGCUUGUGAGGGCUGCCAAUGAGAGACUGAACAUAUCUGAACAGAUGUCACCAGAGGAGUAUGUCAGUGCUGAUGAUGAGGCUCCAGCCCAUGAGGAACUGACAGACAAUUGGGAACAGGAUUUGUUGGCUGCUCAUAGAGACAAUAUAGAAACCACUGUUGAAUCCAAUGUUGACCUAUUAUGUGAUGACCAGGACUAUGAUAAUGUUGACCUUCAAUGUCAAAUCAAAUCACAUCAAGAGGCACUACAACACUUACAGCAGCUUAAGUUAUACUGUGGAUUAAAAGACUUGAGUUGUGUCCUUCCAUCCCUAAAUGAGGCAGAAGAAACACUGGAAAAAGUGACAGUGAAAUCAAUGUGUAAGACAAAGCAAGUGACCAUUGAGAGAUUCUUCAAGUGA
Messenger RNA from Ruditapes philippinarum (Manila clam), 738 nucleotides. RefSeq lists its product as uncharacterized. Lineage: Eukaryota; Metazoa; Mollusca; Bivalvia; Venerida; Veneridae. Gene Ontology annotation, cellular component: nucleus. The transcript has 2 exons. The record is from RefSeq and is a predicted model, not a curated record. Gene Ontology annotation, molecular function: DNA binding. The coding region runs from base 1 to 738 and encodes 245 amino acids.